Molecule: messenger RNA, 940 nt
Organism: Drosophila innubila
Lineage: Eukaryota; Metazoa; Arthropoda; Insecta; Diptera; Drosophilidae
Exons: 1
Coding region: 118-882 (254 amino acids)
Source: RefSeq, a predicted model, not a curated record
UAAAGUGAAAUGCUUUAGUCUGGUUUGAACAGCACUCAAAUUUAAAUCCUAAACAUUUUCGUUUUUUUAAUCCAAAUUCAAAUAGUUUUUUCUAAUUUUCGGCCUCAAAAUUCAGAUAUGUUAAAAAUGAUGUUUUGGAAGACUAUUGCAGCCGAGUCUCAAUUGCUUCAGCGUCAUGUGCGAACUAUUAUGACAAGUUCAGCUCGCUCGUUCAAGGCAAAGGAAUAUAGCCCCUCUCCCACAUGCCUGUCCAAGGGCAAGAGUCAAAAGAAGAAGUCGGAUACUGAUUGCGUUGAUGACCACCCUAAGCCACGUCGGCGGAAGGAUAUAGAGGAAACCUUUCCAUUUUAUCAUUUAAUCAAGUUCAAGGAUGAAUGCUGUGGCUCGGAAUGUAUAGACAAGGAUUUCCCGAGCUUUGACAAGUGCUUGUACAAAGAGUCUGACAAGAACAAACGCAAGUAUCAAGUUACAUGGGUAGAGUGUCCGCCAUUAAAGAUCAAGCCCAAGAAAAUCUGCUGCACCGCGAAGGUUCAACAUCCUCCGAUUGUUCGUCGCAAGCCCUUAGAGAAACCGGACACGGCUUGCGCAUUGCCAGAAUCCUGCAAGCCGAAAGGAGAUCUAAAAUGUCGCCGCAUUACGAUGCCCCGUUGUAGGCCUGUGCGAGUUCCCGUUCGUUGCCAUCGCGUUCGUUGGCCGAGUGAAUGCAAAAAGGUCAAGGCGCCAUAUCCAUCCUUCUCAGAAUGCAGCCGCCCGAAGUUGCGUGGAAAACGACGAACUGAAUGCGAAUGCCUUGAUGAAAUAUCAAUGUGUCAUCUACUCGCUUAUCUGAAUAGACGACUCCGGCAAACUGGCACUAUGCAACUGAAUCCCUGUCAAAAGUAGAUUUAUAAUUUAAGCUUUGAUUUAACUAAAAAUGAAUACUAUUAUUUUAAGAAAACAA